GCCUGGGUGUGGUCUUGCAGUCAGGGGUACCGUUAGCAGGAAAUCAGGCUCCACUUCAUUUCACUUUAAGGCGAAACAAAGAAAAAAAUACUCUCACGCGCGUUAGGUUGAAAUUGUUCUUCGUAGUCGAGCCAAAAGUCACGUUUGUGUCCUCGCGACGGGGAGCCGUUUGAUUGGCGCCGUUGUUCUGAUGGGAAAAAGUUUUCUGCUGGUCUCGCUAACUGCUCGUCUGAUUUAUUAACUUUUUCUAUAAAUCCUGAACCGGACGUGAAAGAAAGGAAAGAUGCCGAAGACGAUUAGUGUAAGAGUCACUACAAUGGAUGCUGAACUGGAGUUCGCCAUUCAGCCAAAUACAACAGGAAAGCAACUCUUUGACCAGGUUGUUAAGACCAUUGGGCUGCGAGAGGUUUGGUACUUUGGACUCCAGUACCAGGAUACAAAGGGUUUCUCCACAUGGCUCAAGCUCAAUAAGAAGGUGACAGCCCAGGAUGUGAGGAAGGAAAGCCCGCUGCUGUUUAAAUUCCGUGCCAAGUUCUUCCCCGAGGAUGUGACUGAGGAGUUAAUCCAGGACGCCACGCAGCGGCUGUUCUUCCUGCAGGUUAAGGAGGGAAUCUUAAACGAUGACAUCUACUGCCCUCCAGAGACCGCAGUCCUCCUGGCGUCCUACGCAGUGCAGGCCAAGUACGCUGACUACAACAAGGAAGUCCACACGCCAGGCUACCUGUCCAGUGAACAGCUGCUCCCUCAGAGAGUUCUGGACCAGCACAAACUGAACAAGGACCAGUGGGAGGAGAGGAUUCAAGUAUGGCACGAAGAACACAAGGGCAUGAUGAGAGAGGAGUCCAUGAUGGAGUAUCUGAAGAUCGCUCAGGAUCUCGAGAUGUACGGAGUCAACUACUUCAACAUCAAGAAUAAGAAAGGAACAGAACUGUGGUUGGGAGUGGACGCUCUGGGGCUCAACAUUUAUGAACAGAAUGACAAAAUGACGCCCAAAAUUGGAUUUCCUUGGAGUGAAAUCAGGAACAUCUCCUUCAAUGACAAGAAGUUUGUCAUCAAACCAAUCGACAAGAAAGCACCUGACUUUGUAUUCUAUGCUCCAAGACUGCGCAUCAACAAGCGCAUUCUGGCUCUUUGCAUGGGCAACCACGAGCUGUACAUGCGCCGCCGCAAACCUGACACCAUUGAAGUGCAGCAGAUGAAGGCUCAAGCUCGAGAGGAGAAGAAUCACAAGAAGAUGGAGAGAGCUUUGCUGGAGAAUGAAAAGAGGAAACGAGAAACCGCAGAAAAGGAAAAGGAAAAGAUUGAAAAGGAAAAGGAGGAAUUAAUGGAGAGAUUAAAGCAGAUUGAGGAGCAGACGAAAAAAGCCCAACAAGAGUUGGAGGAGCAGACGCAAAAGGGUCUGGAGCUGGAGCAGGAGAGGAAGUUGGCUCAGGAGGAGGCUGAACGUCUGGAGAAGGACCUGAAGGACGCCGAGGACGCCAAGGUCAAACUCCUACAGCAGUCAGAGAACCAGAUGAAGAACCAAGAACACCUGGCGACAGAGUUGGCUGACUUGACUUCAAAGAUUUCCCUCCUGGAGGAUGCCAAGAAGAAGAAGGAGGAAGAGGCAGUGCAGUGGCAACAGAAGGCUACCACAGUGCAGGAGGACCUGGAGAAGACCAAAGAGGAGCUCAAAAACAAAAUAAUGGCAGCUCACAUUCAGGAGCCCCUGAAUGCCGAGAACGAGCAUGACGAGAAUGAUGAGAGCAGCGCAGAGGCAAGCGCCGAGUUAACGGCUGCCGCCACGUACAAGGACCGCAGUGAGGAAGAGCGCAUGACUGAAGCUGAGAAGAACGAACGUUUGCAGAAACAUCUACUGGCUUUGAGCUCAGAGUUGGCCAACGCUCGCGACGAGAGCAUGAAAACAGUGAACGACAUCAUCCACGCAGAGAACAUGAAAGCAGGACGAGACAAGUACAAGACCCUCAGACAGAUUCGGUCAGGAAACACCAAACAGCGCAUCGACGAGUUCGAGUGCAUGUGAUGUCUGCGUUUGCCAAUUGCAAAAGCCCACACAGCUGGGCCCUUCUGCCUGGACUGCAGUCCUGCCUCACACAAGCUGUUUUUCCUCUGUACCCAAAUAAAUCAGAUCCACAACAUGACAUGGUUGCACAAGCACAGCAAAUGUACAAAUAUGGAUCUGGAAAACUCCAUAUGUUAUCAUUCCUAACUUUGAAUUUAGGCAAGUCACUGGUUGAAAAGGGACAUACUGUAUUUUAUUAGUACAUUCCUCACAAGGGAGUUUAUGUAGCACAUUAGUAAAAGGCUCACGCCUCAUUUCAUGACACAUGGAGUAAGCAUUUUUAAUUUCUUUAUAUAUUUCUGUCAUGUUUUAGUAUCAUGAUUUCAAAAUAAAAGGUUUAGAGACCAUUUUAAACUUAAGAUUUCUGCUGUACACAUAUAACGGUUCUUCAUAGCAAGCUGGAUUUUUCACAGUAAUAUUCCUCCCAUGAUCCGCCGCCCAUAGUUUAAAACCAAAUGCACUGUAACCUGUCCAUGCGGAGCAUUAGAGCAGUAUUAUUCGCCUUAUUUGCAAAUUUACUUCAAAUUUAAAUCAUCCAAGUGUAUUCUGAAUCUGACUACUGUUAUAAAUCAUGCAGUAUUUAUACCCCACUCACAAUCAGUUUCAUUUGUCUGUUUUUACAGUCCUGAACACCUUCAAGUCAGUUUGCAAAUACAAAGCUGUAGUGUAAAUUUGCUGUUAUUCAAUGUCAUCAACUCAAUUAAGCAUUUAAUUAAAAAAAAAAGAUAUGACAUUUAAAGUUGACUUUACUGUACAUUAACCCUAGUUUUAUUCCUCUGCUUUUAUUUUUUAAUUUUGCUCAUCAGUGAGGAUGUUAUUUGGUAAUCAAAAUAUGUUUCAUUGCAUUAAAUAUAACCAGUGCAGCAUACGGAAUUACACUGUAGUUGUCAACUGUCAAGUUGCCUUUGUUGAUGAACAAAUGCAAAUAAAGUUCUCUGUAGUUGUACGUUUAAUCUUGCAUGCUCAGUCAUGUGUUUUCUUCACAGAUGAGAACUUUCUCUCCACAAAAAAUCUAAUUUGAUGCACAGAAGAAAAAAAAUCAUUAAACAUGCACUGGAAAACUAAAGCUAACCUUUGCAAAAUGACAUUAGACAGAAUAACUGCCCCACAUGGGCACUGUUUCCAAUGCAUACAUUUUUUUGAUAUACUGUAUGUAUUUAAGGACAUUUGUGUAUUUUGUAAUUUGGAUUUUUCAGAAGUGAUAGAAUUAUGUAUGGUGGAAAACAGACAACACCAAGGAUAUUUUUGUAUUAUAAAAUCUAGAAAUACUUGUCAAAGGUAACAGUUUUUGUUCAGAGAAACAACUUAAAAAAAAAAAAAAAAAAACGAAACAGUAUUUUGUUGUAAACUAAUUGAACAGCGCUCUGCUGUGAUAGUAAACUGAAAGAACAAGCAAAACCCCAAAGCCAGUGAGAGGACCAACAAAAAGCCAAAAUAUCAGGCAAAAAGCAAAACACCACAGUUUAAGAUUGUAAGCAAGGCCAAACCAUUUUGCAUAAACCUGAAUAUAAUUUCCUUGUGCCAAUAUUCCAGAUUACAGUUUGACCUUCAUACAUAUAAAGGGUUUUGCUUGUUCUUGAUAUUUAGAAAUUAGUGUUUGAAAGAUUUAUUUACACAAGUAAAUGUAUUUUAGAUUUUUUUUAAUAAUUAUUUUGAUUUCUCUUAUUGAAUGAAGGUUUGUCCUUUGUACCAAGAUGCAUUUUGAUAUACAGUAUUCUCGCCCAUUGCUGUGUGUAGUUCUCGUAUCUGCCAUGAAAUGUAAACUUGCAGUUGUUGUUUUGGAGACUUUUCCAUGCCUUUGACAAGAACCUUUAUAAUGCUGCACUGUAUGUUCUACCUGAAGCACCAUGUAUCGACAGCCUUCUUUAAAGAAUCAAGUGUCAUUUUAAACUCAUGUGUGAAGAAGAAAUGUAUUAAAAAGAUGCUUUUCAAUAUUUUGUCUUGAAACAAAAAAGGGCUGAAACAUAAUAUUGUAAAUUGACAGACAGUGCCUUGCCCAGGUUUUUCAUCAGAUCUUGCUGCUUCAAGUCUUCCUUUCACCAAUGAAUAAAAGUCAAAUUAAAAA
Molecule: messenger RNA, 4127 nt
Organism: Plectropomus leopardus (leopard coralgrouper)
Lineage: Eukaryota; Metazoa; Chordata; Actinopteri; Perciformes; Serranidae
Product: moesin a
Cellular component (GO): cytoskeleton
Molecular function (GO): actin binding
Source: RefSeq, a predicted model, not a curated record